GAAGAAGAAGCAGAAAGCAAACAUGGCGGAUGGAAGCAGCUCGGGGUCAUGAGCAGACCUGAACAGACCGGAUCGACCAGAACCGUCUGCAGGAGCGAACAGGAAACUCUUUUCUGUCAGACGCCACCGAGAGAAAGUGUGUGUGUGACGAGCAGGAGGCUGAAGAUCAGCUGACGGACGCUGCAUGAUCAGACGGAAACAGCUGAACAGAUUUCCAUCAAACUUGGAUGGAGGACGGGUCUCAGCUCAGAAUAGAUCAACUGUGACAGUUCCCUCCGCGGGCCUGAGUACGGAAGCCUGUGAGAGUCAGUUCUCCAGCAUGCUGCAGCUGUGUAAAGUCACCAGGUCUCUUUUCAUCAGCAACGCUCGGUCAGCCUGCAGCGACGAGCUCAUCCAGCAGGAGGCGGUGACGCUCUGCAUCAACGUGUCCAAGCAGCAGCCGUUUCCCUCCGCCGGCGUCAAGAAGCUGCAGAUCCCCGUCUACGACGACCCCGCCGAGGACCUCUACAGCCACUUCGACCGCUGCGCCGACGCCAUCCAGAAGGAGGAGAACCGCGGAGGGCGCAGCGUCGUUUACUGCAAGAACGGACGCAGCCGCUCCGCCACCGUCUGCAUCGCCUACCUGAUGAAACACCGCAAACUGACGCUGACAGACGCUCUGCAGAAAGUGAAGACGGCUCGUCAUGUGAUCGAUCCGAACCCCGGCUUCAUGUCUCAGCUGCAGAAGUACGAACAGGAGCUGAAGAAGAGACGAAGAGAGACAGACUGACAGACCGACUGACAGCAGGACGUCGUCUGAUCGUCUGUCCUGAGCAUGUUGGUCUCUGUCCACCUUCACACCUUCACUCUGUUCCUGUGACUGAACUCAGCUGGAUCUAAACUCAGUUUUUCUGAUCUUUAAUUAUCUUUCAUUUCUUUUUUGACUGUGUUUCUGAAUUAGCGACACUGAAUUUGGGUCUUAAAUGUUGGAACCUCAGCAGACAUGAAGGUCCGAGUGCUUCAUUUCACUUCUUUUGAAAAGAUUGACAAAUGAAACAUCAUGUAAUCAAUUACUUUAUUGAUCCCACAGGGAGUUUCCAGUGUUGCAGCAGCUGCUUCACAUAAAACAGAACAAAUAGAAGCUGGCACAAAUAAAAAGUAGAAGUUAGUGAAGUAACAACGGUAAACUUCAUGAAAUAUAGCAAUAAAAUCCAGAGCAGAGAAACGUUAGUGCUGAGUGUAAUUUGUAAGAUAUGUUUAUUGAUUAAUGCAGGACAAUAAUACUCAUAACUUUAACUUACAAAGUGCUUAAACAAAAAAACAAAGUGUUCUGUGAGAUGUACAGCGAGUUCGUGUUUUUAUCUGACGUCUAGUAGAAAACAGUCGUUAACUGAACAGAUGCUGAGGCUCAAAAACUGUGACAGGAACUUUGUCCUUUGUGAAUCAGGACUUCGUAGGUCAGACAUGGAGCUUAAAUAAAAUAUAUCGAACUCAUCAGAGAAACAGUUUUAAUCAAUUAUCAGUUUAACUUUCCCACAUUAACGGGUGACGAGGCUGAAAUAACUCAAACAAUCAAGAUAUUUAAUCAGCGUUUUCAGAUCUGAAGUGGAAACAAUCACGAACUGCAACAUUACUGAAUUUGUGUGGAUUCAGUCCUCAGGUGUCCAUGUUAUUUUAACCUCCUUCCACCUUCUGCCUCUAGAUGGAAGCAUUUCCAUAUAAGAUAUCAGAGUUUUUUAAUCCCAGCGCAGGUUUGAUGAAUCUGAACAUUGAUCUAAUCUGAAGCAUGAAAAGUCUUAAUAAAGUGACUCUCAGGACUCACAAAUUAUAAAUCAUAAAUCAAAAAAACAGUUUCUGCAGGUUCAAUGUUGACCUCAGAAACAGUUGUACGAUUCUUUUAUUUAAUAUUAAACCAUUUAAUAAAUCAAAUAUAAGGUCUCCAUUAAGAAAAUGAAGCAGAUUAAAGGAUUUUUGUGUUUUAGUUCACUUUUUAUUCCUAUUCUUAUGUAAAGCACAAAAAUGGGUUUCACGUUCGUUUCCUGCAAGAGUGAUUAAAAAAAGUGCAGGAAUGCACAAAAUAUAGUUUGUAAAAUGUGAGUUCAACAGAACAAACAAACAGAAUGUCAAAUAACAUGACACACAUUUUACUUACUGAACAGAAGAAUACAACCGUAAAACACGCUUCAUUCAAACUGAUGUUUUCUAGACUUUGAACUGAGAGCUGCUGUAAAUCACCUCUGUACUGUAUCGCCUGCGCCGACUCCUGAGCCUUCAGUUUGUUUAGAGGAGCAGAAAACAUCUGAUUGACCAGCUGUUCAGUCAGAGGUUCCACUUGUACAGUAUGUCGUUAUAUAAGUUUUUAAUUCAACAUAUGACAUGAUUAAUAGUUGAACAAGCCAUCUAAUGUCUUAAACUGCACUCAAUUUAGACUUAAUCUCAGGUUAAAAAUAGUCAGAAACACAUAAUUCUACAGUUUAUAUGCAGUAAACAUGAGACUUUAGCGUUUGAUCGUCGCUGUAGGAAAUAAAUCUGCUGCUGGUUGAAUAUUCAGUGUUUUCUGUUGAUACUGUGAAAAAUGUCGACCCGGAUCAGAACCGAUGGUAUUUAUCUGUCCAGUGAUUGGAUGUCGAUGCACUGUGUGUGUUUGUGGAUCUCAGGUGUGACUUCUGUUUUUUGCGGUGCUGCCAUUUAGAAUUAAAAGCAAUAAUGUGAAGUAGAUGUCACUGUAAAACACAUCAGACCUCAAUAUAAAUGUCUCAGUGAGUCUGAGCAGCUGCUCUGGUGUCAGUUUUACAUCUUAAUAAAGUGUUCAGUAUUCA
Acanthopagrus latus (yellowfin seabream) is the source of this 2798-nucleotide messenger RNA. It is a transcript of the gene dusp28, whose product is annotated as dual specificity phosphatase 28. Gene Ontology annotation, biological process: protein dephosphorylation. NCBI's taxonomy places the organism in Eukaryota, Metazoa, Chordata, Actinopteri, Spariformes, Sparidae. Gene Ontology annotation, molecular function: MAP kinase tyrosine/serine/threonine phosphatase activity. The transcript is spliced from 5 exons. The record is from RefSeq and is a predicted model, not a curated record. Bases 185 to 769 code for a protein of 194 amino acids. Gene Ontology annotation, cellular component: cytoplasm.